Messenger RNA from Bolinopsis microptera, 1744 nucleotides. RefSeq names its product transmembrane protein 145-like. The transcript has 4 exons. NCBI's taxonomy places the organism in Eukaryota, Metazoa, Ctenophora, Tentaculata, Lobata, Bolinopsidae. Gene Ontology annotation, biological process: response to pheromone; G protein-coupled receptor signaling pathway. The record is from RefSeq and is a predicted model, not a curated record. The coding region runs from base 1 to 1482 and encodes 493 amino acids.
AUGUCUGACACUGAUGGGGCUAAGAGAUCACAACACAACCAGAUGCUGUUUUUAAUCUACAUCCUUCCUCUUCUAUCCCACACGACUGCAAAAGUGGACACGGGAACCUUGUCCAAUUUGCAGAACUGGCAGUUCAUAUCCCGGUUCUGCUACAAAGGUGGUGUUGGUGCCAGUUCAACAUCAGACAAACGAAAGUUUCGCUUCAAAGUUGAUUAUGAAGCAGAGAGCUGUGGCACAGAUCUAACACUGGCCUUGUAUUACGACAGCCCGGAGCAGUGGGCCAGUGUGUACAAGUCCAACCUGAGUUGUGAACAGAGAGUGGGAAAAGCCAGAGGGAGAAUACAACUCGUAUCUAUGUUGGGAGCCUGUUCUUACCAGAAAACGGAGAAGAUUUGCAAGUGUGAUGGAAGCAGGUUUCUCGAGGGAAUGAGGGCUAGAUGGUGGUACGUUGCCAUCUCUAGCUGUCGGCCAGAGUCCCGGAUUAACAUCCGAGCAGUAAACUACACCCUGACUUUUACAAACGGUGAUCACUUUACCGAUAAACACUUCUCUGCCGACGAGAUUGGCAUUACAGAAACCAACUUCGUGGUGACGGUUCUAAUGAUCUUCAUCUUUGUGAUUACCUCCCUGUACGCUAAUCUUCUCGUUAAAAGACGACUAUAUCACGGAACUUUCAAGCUCUUCCAAUGCUCGGUCUUCCUUUACUUAUGUCGGUGUGUCUUAACAGUAUUUUACCAUAGCAUUUACGGAGUGAGAGGUCACGCCCCCACCACUAUCUAUCGGUUUGGUCAAGUAUUUGAAGUUCUAUCCACCUGUAUAUUCCUGGGUCUGCUGCUCUCAUUUGCUAGUGGUUACACUAUCGUUAUGUCUGCUCUGACAGUCUGCGGUUUCGGGGCACUUGUAUCCUUUACUGGAAUGUUCUCUCUGUUCAUGUUCGCUUCGUUGAUAUGGGAGUGGAAUGUGUUCGACCCAGCUGCUGUGCUCUACACCUACCAGUCUCCUCCGGGCAUAUUCCUCACCGUUAUCUACUUUCCUGCCUGGGUCUACUUUAUUUGUAACUGUGUUUACACGGGCGCCAAGUUUCGGAGGAAGAUACCGUUCUAUAUUGCGUUAGGAUACUUUUACAGUGUUUGGCUGUUGGCAAUCCCGCUCCUUAUUCUGAUAGCUAACAAGUAUUUGGAGGAUUGGGAGAGGAUGAAGACGGUGACAAUAGCGCAGCAGAUGGUCUGGAUUCUCAGCUACAGCUACCUUCUCUUCAUCUUCAGACCUGCUCACGGCAACAAACACUUUCCUUUUCAUUUAAGAGCCACUAAAGUUGGAACUGAUUUAAAUGAGGAAACUGCCCAGGAUAAUAACUAUGAAGCGGAACCUGGGGCUCAGGAUAAGGAUGCGAAUAAUAAUGAACAUGUUGAAUUACAACAAGAUCCACCUGUAUCAGCAUACGCAGAUAUUUUCACUGUAGUAUAUGACACUGCAACGUGAUUGGUGACUCUAUUCAUUCAAGCCUUAAAGAAAUUGUGAUGCGAUCAUUUAAAUUUGAUAUUAAAAACAAUGCUUGCUUCGAAUCUUAAAAUUAUGUUUAUGAACAUAAUAGCCUGGGGUCCCCAGGUAAGGUGAAUAAGGUUUCACAGUGGCUGAUAGUGAUACGAGAACAGUGGCUGAUACCGUCAUGACGGUAUUUUUAUUUUGCGAUUCAAAGCUGAGAUAUUGUAAUUUUUUUCGCCUGAAAUUGAAUUUCGUUGUG